CCAGUGGUGUAUCUACAGUUUCCUUUGGCACAUGGGCUUUAAAAUUGGCACUUGCACGAUGUUUGGCAUGUCUCGGUGUUUACCAUCAGCUCGCAGCGCUGCUUGUCAGAGAACAAGCAGUCACGGUGAGCCACGCCUAUUGUCCAUGUGCUUCAUCCUCCAAUCUCACCAUCCCUGCGCACCACACGCUCCGUAUUUUGCAUAAAAUGUGUAUCAGUAGGACAGCGCUCACCCCGGCACAUGCAGAGCGCACAUGUAGCGUGGCUUUACUGAACACAUACCACGGUCGAAUAAGCGCAUCAAACUCCCUUCAGCUCCAGAUCCCCGCCAAUGAAAAUGCUCAAAAGCGUGAAGGAGAGAGAGGGAGAGAAAGGACUCCGCGAGAUACAAAGAGUGAGCCAAAUCCCACACAAACAGACACAACACAAGUUGGAGGGAGCGGAAAGGCGGUCACAUUUCCUACUCACCUGCAAACGUGAUUGAUGUGGGUGUUUGUAUCAGUGGGUGUGUGUGUCAUGCAUGGACACUGUGUUCACGGAUAUGCUGACUCUACCUUCAUGGAAUUCAUGAGAACCGUUUAAUCCUCGCUCGUGCAACAUCACACGCGGUCGAGCCGAGGCGCAGUAUCCAGAACGCAGAAGACAUCCAGUUAUCUUAGAGGAGACCGGCCUGUCUAACUUACCUCAGUCAGAGCACAACUGAGCACAGUGAGAGACACUACUCUUCCCGCAAUUUUGACUGGGUGAAAAACUUUACGCGCACUUGGACACAUUUCCACACUACUUCCAAUUUUUGGCUCCAUGGAGCAGGUGUUUUACUCAAAGCAAUUUCUUGACUUUUUCACCUAUUUUCAAAAGACUUUUGCUCCAGUUUAGAGUUUUUCCACAGACGUCUGUCUUCAAGUUUUAACAUCAACAACAACAACAACAACAACAAGAGAAAUGGACAACAGUCCUGGAGGAAGCGGAGGAGUCAUCCUGUACGCAGGCUCCUCUGGCAGUGGCAGCCCCAGCCCCGGUAGCCCCGGCAGCCCCUCUAGCGGGUACCAGACACAGUCACCUUCUUCACACUCCCAGCCCUCAUCUCCAGAGGAGGUUACCUUCACAGAGAUUGGGGUGCUGAAACACAGGGCAGCAGGGUGCACUAACCAAUCCUCAAAACUGGUGUUCCAGUUCCCAGAGGUCUACAGUGGGCCCUCAGCAGCAGCCGCUCAGGUCACUCAGCAUACCUAUACACACCCCAUCGCUGCAAAGAGGCCAUGCGGGUUCACAGGAACUUUCACCAAGACAGGUGGAAUGGUCCUGCUCUGCAAAGUCUGUGGAGACAUCGCAUCUGGAUUCCACUAUGGAGUGCAUGCAUGCGAAGGUUGCAAGGGGUUUUUCCGCCGCAGCAUCCAGCAGAACAUCAACUACAAGAUGUGUGUGAAGAACGAGAACUGUCUGAUCAUGCGUAUGAACCGCAACCGGUGCCAGCACUGCCGCUUCAAGAAAUGUCUCUCUGUUGGCAUGUCAAGAGAUGCUGUGCGUUUUGGCCGCAUCCCUAAAAGAGAGAAGCAGCGACUUCUGGAUGAGAUGCAGAGUUACAUGAACAGCCUUAAUGAGUCGGCUGCCAUGGACAUGGACUCAUCUUCAGUGAGGGACACUCCCUCCAGCCCAGAAGAUGGCAACUCAAAAGAGGCCAUCGGGGCCAUCUCUAGAGCCUACCGUGACAUCUUCACCAGCAACAACAGCAACAGCAGCCAGGACAGAGCAGCAGAGACGGCUCACAUCGCCGCCACCAACAACAACACAUCUCACUUUUCUCAGGAUGCCAGUUUUCACCAGGUCUCAUCUCACCCCAACUCUGCACAGAGUUAUCAGUCUUGCCCUGUCGCCCCUGCCUCACGUUGCCCAGUUGCCCCUAACGACAACCAGCCUACAUUCCACAAUGUGGAGAACAAUCACAUCACAUACUUAGUGUCAACAAAUCAGAAUCAUGAUCAGUCUAAUGGCACAACACCUCAAAGAGGCAGCUCCAUCAAUCAUAACAGUUUUCGCAAUGCAGGAAGUGCCACGAAUCAGCCCUCCUGCCCAUGGAAGUUAGCUCCAGGAGCUAAAGUGCUGGCCUGCCCUCUCAAUGCGUGCCCUGUAUCAGGAGCAGAGCACUCGAGUCAGGAGAUAUGGGAAUCUUUCUCUCAGUGUUUCACUCCUGCUGUCAAGGAGGUGGUAGAGUUUGCCAAGGGCAUCCCUGGAUUUCAAGAGCUUAGCCAGCAAGACCAGGUCAUGCUGCUCAAAUCAGGCACCUUUCAGGUUCUGAUGGUGAGAUUCUGCACCUUGUUUAAUGCACAGGAGCGUACAGUGACCUUCCUGAAUGGCCAAACUUACCCUCUGUCCACCCUGCGGGCUUUGGGCAUGGGUUCCCUGCUGGAUGCAAUGUUUGAGUUCAGUGAGAAGUUGGGCUCCCUGGGGCUAGAACCAGAUGAAAUGGCCCUCUUCAUGGCUGUGGUGCUGGUCUCUGCAGAUCGCUCUGGUAUCUCGGACAUGCGGGCUGUGGAGCAGCUCCAAGAGGGUCUGAUCCGUGCCCUACGAUCACUGAUCACUCGUCGUCGCCCAGACGACACCGCCCUCUUCCCCAAACUCCUCUUGCGACUGCCAGAUCUUCGCACCCUCAACAAUCUGCACUCCGACAAACUAUUGGCCUUUCGCAUCGACCCUUGAGCAGGCCACUUGUUCACAGAGCACACAGACACAGUUUUACUGUUUUACACAAACACAUACACCACACCACACACACACACACACACACACACACACACACAGGUAUUAUCUUCCAAGGGCAGGACUUCCCUGAAAAUUGAGGAACAAGGAUUUGUGCAAUCUGAGAGUUUUAUAAACGGAUUAACGAGGGUAGUAGCGAACGUAUUUUUGAUUCACUAUUGAUCUUCAUGCAAUGUUUUAUAAACAAAUUAUUAUAAAAUUAUAAAAAUCAUUAUAAACAUAUAAACAUACAUAUACAAACUCGUGUGCACACAUAAACCGCAACACCUCUUGAGAGACAUUGUUCCAGUUAAAAGAAUAAAUCAUUGUGUAAAGUUACUAUUACCCUUUUGGAUAAAUCAUUUGUGCACUUGCUCAUUAUAUCCAUUGUACUUAAUAAUAAAAGCCAGUUCACUUCUGUUUAUUCCUUAAGUCAUAAAGUAUCAACAGGCCAUCACUAAGCAGCAGCUGAAAGAUGGAUAUCGUGGAUCCAAACAGUUAUUACUUAGGGACCAUUAGUGAUGAUUGACUAUGUGUCAGUUUGUGUUUAUGAGAAAGGGAACCUGUAUAUAAUACAUAGCAAAACCUGAAAUAUUAAGGUAAUUGUGUAUCACUGUUUCACAAUCAUACCAUUUGCAUUAGUACUGGAAUGAGACCACUAUUUUAAUGUGUCACCUGUACACAAUAGGAUGCAUUCUGUCUCUUACUAUUUUUGACUAAUCCUUCAGAAACAUUUGGCACAACUUGGGUUUAAAUAUGCCAACUUCAUAAGUCAAAGGCAUUUUAUAUGAUUUCACAAAAACAUUGUGUCUGCGUCACUAUAUCGUAUCACAUCUGGAGUGAUGGAGACGCUCCAUGCAUGUUGGGUUUUGUAGUUCCUUUGUUCAUUUUUGUUGCUGUAAAUAUUAUGUUACCCCAAUGUCUAUGUAUUAAUGACUGAAAUUAUAUGAUGGAUCGGACAGAUGAGUUCGGUGUAGAGAAGAAUGUACUGCUGACCUUCCUGUACUAGGUGGGGGUUUGGCCAUGCCAAGGGGGCUUUGCACAGGAGAAUAUAUAGUAGGGAUUCUCAGACAGAUUAGACACACUUCCAGCUAUCAGAUGAUGUAACCAACCAGCAUAAUCCCUGAAAUCACCAGCGCUCACUCCACAUGCACCCUUCCUCUGCCCCCAAUGUUUGUCAUACAAACACAAGAGAUAUUUUUGGGUGAGAGAUCUUAUUUGAUUGGUCCUCUCACUGUUUGUUUGUUUGAUUAUGGCUGAUUGAGCACAUCUUGUACAUUUUGUAAAUCUUUCUUCCUAAAUAGAAAUGAUAUAAUGACAUAAAGUUCGAAUUAUGUAUUAUUCUGA
Thunnus maccoyii (southern bluefin tuna) is the source of this 4082-nucleotide messenger RNA. RefSeq names its product nuclear receptor subfamily 1, group D, member 4a (gene nr1d4a). NCBI's taxonomy places the organism in Eukaryota, Metazoa, Chordata, Actinopteri, Scombriformes, Scombridae. The coding region runs from base 942 to 2696 and encodes 584 amino acids. The record is from RefSeq and is a predicted model, not a curated record. Gene Ontology annotation, molecular function: zinc ion binding; nuclear receptor activity; RNA polymerase II cis-regulatory region sequence-specific DNA binding. Gene Ontology annotation, biological process: negative regulation of transcription by RNA polymerase II; hormone-mediated signaling pathway; cell differentiation. The transcript has 8 exons.